AUGAACAACUCAUCCCAUUCUCAAUGGCCCGACGAACUUCCUUCCCCUCCUUUUGUACCCGCUUCGCUCCCUACGCGGCGUCCUUCACGCCGGCCCACGCACAGGGCGCACCCUUCGUUUAGUGAACCUCCAGAGCUGGUCCUGCAAUUGCCAGUGGAAGAGCCGCAGCCUAAUGAUGUAGGAACGACAGAGACGCCGCAGCAGACGGUUGAUCAUGAUCCAUUGUUGGCACUCUGUCAUUCCUACAACGUCGUCAAAACGUACCCCAUCCGACCUCAUAAGUUAACGAUAACUUACGAUCUCAUCACGCUCCCGAACAUGAACCCUCAACCCACCCACGUCCUCGCGGUCCACGACACUCCCCUCUCAGACCCUAAUACCCAAAUCCACCUCGUCCCCGUCGAUCUGAACCUCAUGUCCCAAAAGUUUCGCCUCGGCGAUUACCUCAAUUUCCCUCCGUCCUCUAGUUCCUCGACCGCAUCGCCCCACUCACCCACAUUCUCGAGCUCGACCCCAGGCCCAUCAUCACUUAGUCCCCUCGGACACACAUACGACUCCUCAUUUUCAUCCACGUCAAGACCUUCAACACCCACAUCCCCAUCUUCCAGUGCCACCCCUUCUUCCGCGUCCUUCCCAUCGCCUCUAACACUCCCACUCCCCCCAUCUCCCUCGUCCACCGGCGCGACCACCCCCCGCCGCAGCUCCGCCUACAUCCUCACUCUCCCCGUCCUAACCCUCUCAGUCCCACACGCCCCCUCCCUACCCCUCCUCCUCCUCUUCGCCCUCGGCUUCCGAAACGACCCCUCCCUCCUCGCCGCCCACCUCGUCCCUCUCGCCGCCAUCGAAGAGUUUCCGUCCGCUGUCGCGAUGGCGCAGGUUAUGGCUUCGUGCUGCGAUAGUGCGCGGUUGGGGCGGUAUACAAGGCAUAAUCAGGGGGCGUGGAAGAAUGUGCUGGCGUUGGGGAUGGGGGACGAGAGGUUGUGUAGGGUGGUGCAGACUGUGUGGAAUGUGACGGCGGAGGCGAGGAGGAUUUGGGGGAUGGAGAGGAUGGGGCGGAGGAUGGAUUUGACGCCGUAA
Molecule: messenger RNA, 1077 nt
Organism: Stereum hirsutum FP-91666 SS1
Lineage: Eukaryota; Fungi; Basidiomycota; Agaricomycetes; Russulales; Stereaceae
Exons: 2
Coding region: 1-1077 (358 amino acids)
Source: RefSeq, a predicted model, not a curated record